Messenger RNA from Peniophora sp. CBMAI 1063, 591 nucleotides. The record is from the annotation of a GenBank genome assembly. NCBI's taxonomy places the organism in Eukaryota, Fungi, Basidiomycota, Agaricomycetes, Russulales, Peniophoraceae.
AUGGCCCGAAAAUACUGGCGCACCGAGCUCCCUGGGCCCUCCCACCUUACCCGCGUACUGCAGAACCUGCGCCGGGAGCCGCGGCCCGCUCUCCCGCGCCUGCGCGCCUUACGCCUAACCCUGGCAGCGCGUAACGACCAUUUUGCCGCAAGGCACUUUGUGAAGGAGGAGUUGCCGCGGAUACGUUACGCGAACCCGCGCUUGGAGAUCACUGUGGAGAAGAAGGAGAAGAAGGAGGGUGAAGCGUGGCCCGCGACUAUUGAGCUGGCGUAUGCUGACGGAGCGACCGAGACACAUGCACUGACAGAAUCUUGGUCAACCGAUAUCCUUACUCGCGUACUUGACGCAGGUGCUGGUGACGGCUGGAAACGCUGGAAAGAGACCCGCGCCGCGCAGGGUCUCCCGCCGCUGGACCCACCGGUUGUACAACCGCCGCCACCACCCAAGACUAAAUACGGUCGGCCCGCACUGAGUCUCACACACAAGCCGGCGAAGAAGGUGUUGGGGGCUGAAGAGGUCGUCGAAGCGGAGGGUGCCAGUCCAGCAACGCCAGACUUCACGAAGACGGGUGCAGCGAUGGUAUUGCCGUAG